Mya arenaria is the source of this 911-nucleotide messenger RNA. RefSeq lists its product as uncharacterized. The transcript has 2 exons. The record is from RefSeq and is a predicted model, not a curated record. NCBI's taxonomy places the organism in Eukaryota, Metazoa, Mollusca, Bivalvia, Myida, Myidae. The coding region runs from base 57 to 641 and encodes 194 amino acids.
AGAAUUCCACUCUAAAUAUGAAUUCAUAAUUCCCUUUCUUUAUCGCAGACUCGAAAAUGGUGAUAGGUGUGGCUGGCGGUGUUGGUUUUCCUGUCGUGUUAGCCAUUGUUGUCAUUGGCCUGAUAUUUAUGCGCAGGAGAGGAAUGAUCUGUCGAUCACCAAUAAAAGAAACGGAAGCGCAUGCAAAUGCAGCAUAUUGGUUUGCAAAUGGAGACGUAUUAUUUUCUACACCUGCAUUGUAUACCGAAGACAAUGUGCAUCAGGAUGACGGAGACGACAACUGCCAAUUUAAUGACAAUGGGUCUGGGUAUCAUAUCUAUGCAAAUACAAAUACCUUUGUAAAUCGAGUCAACAAUCACAACUCUAAAACCAGAGAAAAUGAUUCAAACCCACCACAUGGUAAACAAAAGAAACAAUAUUGUAGUGCACGUGAUAACCAGAGUAUAGCGCAAGAAACAACAACAACAGGAUAUGAAAACGUUUGCUUCAAGGACUCAACCAAACUGGUUCAAAGAAAUGAUUAUGUAAACGUUCACUUACAUCCUGGCGACUACAACAACACCCUUGAAGACAGUAAUGCUGACAGUGUUGCCUACUUUGGCGGGAAUAGAGCACAAAAAUGUGGCUAUGAAUUAGCCUAACUAUUACAGUAUACUUUCAAACAGGAAAAAAGACUACAACUACGUCACCUUGCACAAUGAUAACAUUCCCAAAGCAACUUAGCGUUUGGAUGACAUUAUACGCUAUAAAGAAACCAGCGCCCACGCAAUUUAUCAUCAUAAUUACACUUAUAACAUUUUCGACUAAGACCAGGAUAGAAUUACACUCUGGAUUUCCAAUCCAAUACUGAGGCCAACAAAUCAGAAGAUUGCUAUGACCAUUUCUAUUGAAUUUGCCUGUUUUAAGUAAAC